Sceloporus undulatus (fence lizard) is the source of this 3291-nucleotide messenger RNA. It is a transcript of the gene KNG1, whose product is annotated as kininogen 1. NCBI's taxonomy places the organism in Eukaryota, Metazoa, Chordata, Lepidosauria, Squamata, Phrynosomatidae. The transcript is spliced from 16 exons. The record is from RefSeq and is a predicted model, not a curated record. Gene Ontology annotation, biological process: negative regulation of endopeptidase activity; heme transport; negative regulation of fibrinolysis. The coding region runs from base 138 to 2531 and encodes 797 amino acids. Gene Ontology annotation, molecular function: zinc ion binding; serine-type endopeptidase inhibitor activity; cysteine-type endopeptidase inhibitor activity. Gene Ontology annotation, cellular component: blood microparticle; endolysosome; extracellular region.
UUCAUUGAUGCUAUUCUCUGUUUAAAAAACCAUUGCCCUCUGGAUCAUCAGCCUGUGCCUUUCUGGAUGGGCUUUUCUUACAUUGACUCAGCAGAGAGGAGAGAAGGUCAGGAAGCCAGUCUACAGUGGAGAGUCCAAUGGAGCUGCUAGCAGUGGUUGUGUUUAUUACGGGGCUGCUCUACUCUAACGCUGAAAGCCCACAUGCCUUAGCUCCUGCUGACUGUAAUGAUGCCCAAAUACAAAAAGAUGCAGGGGUGGCUCUUGACUUGAUCAACAAACAUCGCAGAGAUGGCUAUAUUUUAAGUCUGUUGCGUGUUGCUGAUGCCUAUGCACAACAUUCGGAAAACGCAUCUGUUGUGUACUUAACUCUUGAUGUGGUGGAUACAGAAUGUCAUAUAUUAUCUGCGAAACACUGGUCAUCUUGUGGAGACAGGCCGUUCUACCGCAACACGGAGUUUGGACGGUGUAAAGCUGUCGUGUAUAUAAACCAAUUUUCCAAGCAAGAAAAACUGUAUGGAUACAACUGCACCAUGAGCCCAGUUCCACCACAAUUAUAUGAAUGCAAAGACUGUCCAGUGAGAAUAGCAGUCUUGGAAGAUGUGGAAAAAUACAAGGAAGAAGCCAAAAAGAUAUUGCAGAAAUACAAUCAGGAGAGCAAUCAAACACGCUAUUUCAAGCUGGAGAAAGUCCAGAAGAUUUUUACUGCAAUAGCUAGUCGUUCAGCAUAUGUCGUCGAAUUUACCAUAAAAGAAACCAGCUGCCUUCGAACCACAGUUGCAACAGAUGUAUCGGAAUGUGAAUCUCUACAUGGCCAAGAUGCGCAUAUGGGAUUCUGCAGAGGAAGAUUAAUUAAAGAUACAAAAGACCCCAAUGAAGUUGACCUGAACUUCUGUGAAAUCUACAACAUUCCUGCUAUUCCUCCUGAAGGCGAAGACGCUGACUGUGAUGACCCUGAUGUCUUCAAUGCUGUGGACCUAGCAGUGAAGGCGCAUAAUGAUGACCAAAAAGAUGGCAACCUAUUUGCACUGAGAAUGAUCCUUGCAGCCCGCAGAACAGCAGGCCCUGGCAAAAAUUUCCACAUCAAGUAUCAAAUAGCAGAAACCUCUUGUCCUCUCAGAGGAAGUGAUCACUGGCAAAACUGUGAGUUCCUACCAACCCCCAUAGCAGAUUCAGGCGAGUGUUCAGCCGAAAUUCACACUGAUGAUAGUCAAAUCUAUUCCAGUGUUUUCCAGAAAUGCAAAAUUACCACAGGACCAGAAAAGGUGACCCGGUCCCACGCUAGAUGCCUGGGUUGCUGGCACAACAUAAACCGCAAGAGUGAGGAGUUAAUCCCCAUUAUGAAGCGUGCUAUACAACUGUUUAAUAAUGAAAGUCGUCAGCUCUACCUUUUUGAUUCUAUAGGAGUAGAAGUCGCUGCACGUCAGCUGGUUGCUGGAUGGAAAUAUAAAUUUGACUACUGGAUAAAAGAAACAAAUUGUUCCAAAGCUGAAUUUUCAGAUCUAACUCCUGAUUGCGCAAUCUCUCCACCAGGUCACAUGGGCAGCUGUCAUGUUGAAAGCUACGUGGACUAUAGAAACAUGAUUAUAAAUCUUGAACAAAAGUGCCAGAUUGAAGUAGAAAACGGUGAAUAUUGUGCUGGCUGUCCCAAGUCAAUUCCAACUGAUAGUCCACAGCUGAAGGAACCACUGUACCUUUCUCUGGAGAAGUAUAACAAUGAAAGCAACCAUAAAUACUUUUUUAGAAUUACCAACGUAACAAAAGCUACAGUCCAGAUUGUGGCUGGAGUAAUGUAUCGGAUGGAGUUCAGAAUUAAGGAGACAAAUUGCUCCAAGGCAGAGGUUCAUAAACUGAGUGACAACUGUACAAUAAAAGACACAAGUGCAUCACACUACUGUCGAAGCUCUGUGUGGGAGCAACGCUGGCAAAAAAAAGUUGUCGUUGCAAUCACAGUUUCAUGUUCGAUGGAGGCACCUACAAUGAUGUAUUUUAGGAGGCCUCCAGGUUUCACCCCUUUCCGAAAGGCUGCGAUCAUUGCACAGGUAUCCUCUACUGGAGCUGCACACACAGCUGAAGAAAAGUUAAGUGAUACUGAAAAGCCUGGACGUGGACAUGGACAUGGCCACAAACAUGGACAUAAAAAGCCAAAAACUAAGUCUUCUGAGGAAUUACAGGAAGAUGCAGAAAAGCAAGAUGAAAUCCUGCCCACAGCUUCAGACCCCCAAGAGCAAGAGGAAAUUAUAACAACAAAUCUAGAUGAAAGUUUUAUUGGGCACCCAUUGAAACAUAGCACUGUGCCUCCAUUUUCUCUUUUUGACCGACUGCCAGAUCUGCCAGAACCCCCUGCUCCAAAAUGCCCAGGAAAACCAUGGAACCCUAUUAUACUUCCCACAACACCUCUCCCAGACCCUAGGGACUUUGUGCUUGAAGAUCUUCUGCCUGGGGAAGGUGAUGCAGCUGAACCCCAGGAAACAGCUUCAGCCACCAUCCAGACAUACAAUAGAGAUUUUGAUCUUGGAGAUGCUCUGUCCUAAAUCAAAAUCCAGUUUUUUUCUUCAGGAACUCCUAAAAGCUUGCAAAAGUUAAGGUGAAGAAAUUCUUGGAACUUUAAGGCUGCAUACAAGCAUAACAUUAACAUGAGGAGUAUAGGCAUGGUGAGCUUGGUUUCCUCCUAGGUUUGCAACAGAAAUGGCAGGUGCACAAAGCAAGUGUUUAAAUGUUAAUUCAGAUAGCAAUCAUCUCUCUUUCCACAGCAUGUUUAAGGGGAAUUGUUUUUUUUUAUUUUUAUCUAUUUAAACAUUCGUUACUUUUCAUUUUAUAAAAAAUAGAGGGGGGGUUGUUAAAGUGGAUUUUAUAAGUUGCCAAGCUGUUCCAGAGAAGGGCAGGGUGAAGAAUCACAAUGUCACUGGUGCCUCCCAAUCAGAAGUGGCUUCUAUAUCAAAUGUGCAGAACCACUCAUCCCUGUGGUUAAACCUGUGUUUAUUUGAACAGAAGGUGAUCACUGUACUUCUAUAUCAGCCACACUGGUCAAAUAAUGUUAAGUUUUGCCUGCAGCCUUUGUUAGCCAGUCAUUUUCUGAGAUAAUGCAACUGUGACCUUAGCUUGCUUCUGGCAUCUGAUUGCUAUUUUGUUCCUGAUAUAUUGCAAAUAAUUUUAUUAUGCCAGUAGAGCUAUACUAGAACUGAAAUGUCAAAUACGAAAUGCAUAAUGUAAUCCACUCUUUCUGUUAUGCAGUAAAUCUGUCUGUACUCUCUUCCUUGGAUCUAGCAAAUAAAAAUCAAGCAUCAAACAUUA